AGGUUAAGCCCCAUUAUUUUUUCGCGCCAAUGAAGAAUCUGAACUUAUCGGUUCGCCCUCGUUUUCGUCUUCUUUUGCAAUACAUGAUAAUCGGUGAUUUUCAAAUCCUACUUACGGAAUACGCAUCCAAUUGCAAUGCAUGGAAAAUGAUCAAGAUCAAGAUCAGUCUAACACAUCCUAUGCUUGUUUGUUUAAAUUUGCUGAAAUUGUAACUAUUCGUGCUUCUGUGAUAUUAUCACCGUUACCAGAACGAAGCAAUGGAAUUGGCCUAUUCGAUUAGUGACGACAACUCUGAAAUCUGUUCCUCUAUUCACAUCAAUGAAACAAUAUUCUGUUCUUCACCGGAAUCCACGGCGGUUGUGUUGGCCAUCCACGACAGCCGGUGGUCAGCAGCACGAGCUCCGGCCGACAUUCCGCUGGACGACAUGUGGUUGUCUGCACUUUCGCUUCGUGGAAAUUCUUGUUGUCGGGGAGUCGGUCAUGGAUGAUUGGCUGUGUAGUGACUGUACAAUCACCGGAGUUCAUUGUAGUCUGAGGAGGCCGAGAUCGAAGUUGUCAUGGAAGAAACCUAACAGACUACGAUGUUUGGAUGAAUAUGGGAGAGAAUUGAAAAUUUUGAUAGUUCAAGGUAUAAAAGAGGGAGCGUGAAAGGCCUUGCUAUUUUCCUUCUCAACUCCAUAGACAUUUCGGCAUUCGCUUGACAUAAGUUUAAUUUGAUCAGACUUCUUAAGAGGCAGCGUGACAAGGGCAUAUUUCAAGAGAAUAGUGUUGGCUGCAAAGAGGGUUGAGUAGACAAUGGAUGAUAGCUUCAACAUUGCUGGGUGUGAAAGGGUUAUGAGAAAUCAUUGCCCUCCUCCUGGGAAGUCCAUCGGUUCAAAGCUUCCUGCUCAUAUCAUUGGUGAUGUUAUCGAGGUAUAUGAGUUUGUGCAGCGUUUCUAUGAUAUAUUAGGUUUUCAGGAGACUCCAUCAUUUUCAUUUAAAGAACUUGAAGAGGAACUUACCUGUUCCGGGGUUGAUCUAAAUGUGACCCAAGAAGUUAAUAACAAAGUAUCAGCACAAGGAUUGGUGAUGUCAAAUGACACACUUCUGUCUGAUAUUCAUAUCAAACUCCUGAAAUUAUUAAUGCAUGAGAUGCAACUACCCAGGAGAAAGAAAGGCACAGGACACCUUAUUUCUGCAAAGGGAUGUCAACUGCAUGUCCUUGUUAACGAGUUAACUUGGCCAGAAAUGGCACGCAGAUAUGUCUUGGGACUCAUGUCCAUUAAGAGGAGCCUUGCCCCUGUUGAGAUCAAGGAAUCGGACAAGUCCAAAGUUUUUCGUUGUUUGCAAGGCGAUGGAAGAGUGCUUUGUGGCUCCAUCACUGGAGUUGAGGGAAUUGAAGAAGAUGUAAAAGUGCUUGUGGAGGCUAUAAAGACAGUUUUUGGUUCUUUUGACACGGAAAAUUAUAUUCAACAUGUACAUAGCGAAAGCUCUGGUACAACAAUUGCUUCUGACAAAGGUAUGCUGAUGGAUGAUGAUGAUUUAGGCUGGUCCCAAGAGCUCGAACCUGUUAGAAAGUUGCGCACCAAUGUGGGGUCCAGAAUCAGGGACUGUAUUCAUAAAGCUUUGGAUAAAAGACCUCCACUAUGGGCCAAAAAAAUGCUUGAUCACUCCAUUAGUAAGGAUGUUUAUAAAGGCAACUCAUCUGCGCCCACAAAGAAUCUUGUGAUUUUGGUUCUUGAUAAGUUGUGCAGCAAAGAUUUGAAUCAACAACCCAACAAGGGGAGAAACAAUAGGAAUUCCCUGUUACAAUCUAAAGUUAUUAUGAGGCGUUGUCACUUUGCACUACGUCGUUCCCUUGCUGACGACAAAAAUAAGGUUUUCUGCAACAUUCUCAGUGGACAGCUUCUUAUGUUUGUUGAAAAUGCUGAAGAAGGAAUCCUUGAAUCUUCAGUUAAGGUGUCACAUCCUCUAGAUUUCAGGACUAUUGAUGUGCGAUUGGAAGCUGGGGCCUAUGGCACAUCUUAUGACGCUUUUCUUGAUGACGUUCGCCAGGUAUGGGCCAACUUGCGCCUUUUGUACGCCAAUAAGCCUGAACUGGUCAAGUUGGCCGAUAAAUUAUCUGAAAAGUUCGAAGGUUAUUAUGAAAAUGAGGUCAAGAGUCUAUUCCAAAAAUAUGGUGAAUAUGUUGAUUCGGAUUACACAAGAUUGAAGAAGGAAAUGGAUGAUAUCCUUACAUCAACAAGGGAACUUCCAAAAUCCCCCUGGAAACAGAACUCGUGCAAAGUAUGUGGUAUUGAUAAGGACAAUAAGUCUGUUCUACUGUGUGAUAGAUGUGAAGCAGGAUAUCACACUUAUUGUCUGGAACCGCCUCUAAAAGGAGUCCCACGAGGAGACUGGUUCUGCCAUCGCUGUGUGAAGACUAGCAAAGAAGGUCCAGAAACAACUGAUGAUGCACUGCUUCCAGCCAACCUUGAGGAUUUAUGCGAUAAUGAUGAUGCACUGCUUCCUGCUAACCUUGGGCAUUUAUGCGAUAAUGAUGAUGCACUGCUUCCUGCCAACCUUGAGGAUUUAUGCGAUAAUGAUGAUGCACUGCUUCCUGCCAACCUUGAGGAUUUAUGCGAUAAUGAUGUCAUUAAGGGACUCGAGCCUUUAGCUGCAAUGACACAAAAGGAAUACUGUGAAUGGGGCUUAGAUGAGAGAGUGUUUCUGCUCAAGUUUCUUUGUGAUGAAGUAUUGAAUUCAUCUGCCAUACGUAAACACCUUGAAAAGUCUAUUGAUCUGCGUAGAGAAUGUUCAGGCGUUGAUUCUUCUGGAAGGUUGUAUUGGAUAUUGUCUGAGCCAUUCUUGACUGUUGAACAGAUUCCCGAGGGAUUCCAAAUGGCAACAAGCUCAAAAGAAGAAAAUUUAAACUAUAAGAGUUCCUUGUCAUUUCCAUGGGUGUCCUAUCAGUCGGAAGACGAAAUAGAAGAAUUGUUGGGAUGGCUUAACGUGCAAGAUGAAAGAGAAAGGCUGCUGAAAGAAUCAAUUCUCAAAUGGAAAAAAUCAGACUUGCACGAUCCUAAGAAUAAUGAAAAUCAAGGAAAAUAUGUGUUGUAUGAAAGAAGAAAUAACUUCUCGGGUAUGAAGGCGACUUCCUUACUAGCUGCCAAAUGUGCUCCACCUUAUGGUUUAAAAACAACUGAAAGUGGCAAUGAAAAAGUGGAGAAGGGUAAGGAGACGAGUUCCUCAGUUACAUGUGAGGAGCAUAAGGAGCAAUUAGAUAUUGAAUUGAAGCCAUUAUUUGGAAAAAAUGAUAUUUUUCUAAGGCAAUUGAAGAUGAAGUUAUUGGAUAUAGAGGCUGCACUCCCCGAGGGUGCUCUGAUCCAAUCAAAGUCUUUGAUGGAGAGAAGAUAUGUAUGGCGCGCGUUUGUUGAAUCUGCUGCUACUAUACUUGAGACAAUCCAAGCAGUAAUAUCAUUGGAAGAUAUGAUAAAGAUUGAGUACUUGAAGAAUUGGUGGUGCUACUGGUCAUCGUUAUGGGCAGCAGUUAAAACGCCUACCAUGUCUGCUCUUGCCCUACGGAUAUAUUCCCUAGACGCAGCCAUCGAGUAUGAGACCAAAUAGUAAGAAGGGAAGGAAGCUAAGGGAUACUAGAGAUUUGAAAUCUCUUUCAAACUUACUGUUAUCAUGUUAUUGGGUAGUGAUUGAAAGUUAUACUAUAUUUUGGAUUGUUAUUGGUUUUGAAUUGGAUUGACUUUAUUUGAACAUGACCUAUCUUAGUUGGCAUAGUAGUUCUCAAUUCAAGUAUCUAC
Impatiens glandulifera is the source of this 3773-nucleotide messenger RNA. RefSeq names its product methyl-CpG-binding domain-containing protein 9-like. NCBI's taxonomy places the organism in Eukaryota, Viridiplantae, Streptophyta, Magnoliopsida, Ericales, Balsaminaceae. The coding region runs from base 796 to 3585 and encodes 929 amino acids. The transcript has 10 exons. The record is from RefSeq and is a predicted model, not a curated record. Gene Ontology annotation, molecular function: protein binding.